Echinococcus granulosus is the source of this 735-nucleotide messenger RNA. Its product is annotated as RING finger protein. Lineage: Eukaryota; Metazoa; Platyhelminthes; Cestoda; Cyclophyllidea; Taeniidae. The coding region runs from base 1 to 735 and encodes 244 amino acids. The record is from RefSeq and is a predicted model, not a curated record. The transcript is spliced from 4 exons.
AUGGGUAACUGCUUUAGGCACUUUUAUCGAAGAUCCAACUCUUCGGAAGAUGCGCGCCGUCCUUCUCCUACUCACCCUCCAGCUUGGUAUUUGGAAAAUGAUCCGAUUCUUCACCCAGCGCCCGGAUUAUCAGUUCCCUUCUCACAACUCACCGAAGAUCAACAAGUGACCAUCGCAAUGCGGAUGGCAUUAAUCGCUACCCUACCCAUCUUCAUCUACGAUGAUAAUGAGAAUGCUAAGCUACCAGAAUGCGUGAUCUGCAUGUGCGAAUACGAGGCCGGUGAUGAGAUGCGCAAGAUGCCCAUGUGUUCGCACAUCUUCCAUCGCGCCUGCAUCGAUGACUGGCUAACGCGUUCACUUACCUGUCCCUCCUGCCUACAAGAGGUUCCCAUGCCCUCUUCCACAAUCCCUACCACUCCCACCGCCGUCGCUGCUUCCACCACCACGGCUUCCACGACCGCUACGGCUGCCGUUGCCUCUACAACUGCGGGGCACAUUGCCACUGCAAGCACUGGAAGGGCAAGCGGAGGUGAUAGGAGCCACUUGUCCGGUCCCUCAACCACCGAUUUAAGAGAGGAGGCACGGAGGAUUAAAAAACGAUCCAAGGAGCACGUCUCACCGUACAUUCCUUCUCAGGAACAGCAGAUGUCGCGUUCAAGGGAGGAAAGGGAACUGCGGCGUUUCCAAAUCCCCACCCUUUCCUCUUCCUCCUCUUCCUCCUCCCCCGGUCCUUGA